CAUAAAACCAGUCGGCCGUUGACACGGCACCCAGAACACACCAGAACCCCAGGAGUCACCACAGGCUCCUCUCAAGUCCUCAGCAUCUAUCAGCCCAGAAGACCCUGGCAGCCCAUGAGCAGAGCCCAGAGCUGCGGAUCGACAGGACUUAGCGUGCAGCCCUAAACCGAGAGGAACCAUGAAGGCAUUCAGCAUUGCAGUUGCAGUGACACUCGUGCUCGCCUUCGUCAGCGUGCUGGAGAGCGCCACCGUGCCGCUGGGCGGGCAGGUGGAGGAGGUAGAGGAGGUGAAAAGGGUGGAGGAGGUGGAGGAAAGCAUCAACACUCCAGCAGCUGAACGUCAGGACCUGCUGGCAGGAUACUGGAUGACUGCAGGCCAUUCGAGGCAGAAGAGGCAGAGCCAUCUCGCUCUGUGUCGCUGGUGCUGCAACUGCUGUCGCAACCAGAAGGGCUGUGGCAUUUGCUGCAAGUUCUAGUCCCUCACGUUAAAGUACAAGUCCCACACCUUAAAGUAGUAGUCCCUCACUUUAAAGUUCUAGUCCCUCAGGUUAGAUUACAAGUCUGAAACCUUAAAGCAGUAGUCCCUCAUUUUAAAGUUCUAGGCCCUAACCUUAAAUUUCUAGUCACUCAGAGAUUCUAGUCUCAGAGAACCAUUAAAGGGUAACUACUAGCCAGGCUCACCUGGGAGUCUGCUGCCCCCUAAAGGUGAAUCGCUGUACUGAGUAAUGAUGUCCACAGUCUACCUGCGGCCUAACCCUUAGCUGCUCCUUAAUGACAUGUAUCUGAAUUAUUUGGAUUAAUGCUCCUACUAAAUGAUUAAAAGUAAAUGUGUUGUUUUCAACCUGGGAUCUUAAGAGUGGUAGCAGAUACUGUGGCGUUUUCAAUCUCUCUAAUGUGUAAUGCUGUGUUGUAUCUUGUAUGUUUUGAUUUACUUUCUACAGGAUUUAAAUGUGUGACUAAUUAAGAUAUCUAUUUUUCUAUUUAUUGUUAAUAUGUAAGCUUUUGCUAUCCUCUAUUUUGUAAACUAAAUGAUAUGUAAAAAUUGUUUUUGGUUUCCAAUAUGAAACCUUGUCUGAAAAUGUUCAAUAUUCAGUGUUAAAUAAAUACAGAAGAUCAAAAUAAAAUGUGUUGC
Gadus chalcogrammus (walleye pollock) is the source of this 1131-nucleotide messenger RNA. It is a transcript of the gene hamp, whose product is annotated as hepcidin antimicrobial peptide. The record is from RefSeq and is a predicted model, not a curated record. The coding region runs from base 179 to 475 and encodes 98 amino acids. The transcript has 3 exons. Lineage: Eukaryota; Metazoa; Chordata; Actinopteri; Gadiformes; Gadidae. Gene Ontology annotation, biological process: defense response to bacterium; intracellular iron ion homeostasis. Gene Ontology annotation, cellular component: extracellular region.